This is a messenger RNA of Eubalaena glacialis (North Atlantic right whale), 3959 nucleotides long. RefSeq names its product sorting nexin 13 (gene SNX13). Gene Ontology annotation, cellular component: early endosome. The record is from RefSeq and is a predicted model, not a curated record. Gene Ontology annotation, biological process: positive regulation of GTPase activity. The transcript has 26 exons. Gene Ontology annotation, molecular function: phosphatidylinositol binding. Lineage: Eukaryota; Metazoa; Chordata; Mammalia; Artiodactyla; Balaenidae. The coding region runs from base 195 to 3101 and encodes 968 amino acids.
UCCAAGAUGGCGGCGCGUCCGUCGCGAGCAGCCGGGCCGGGGGGAAGCCAGCGAAGCCGAGUAAAGCCGCGGCCCGGGAGAGGACGGAAGGAGCUGUUGCCGCCGUUGGCGGCGGCUCAGGCAGUUUUCGCUGCUGCUUCGGCUGUUGCCAUGCGGCGAGGCUAGGGAGGAGCUCACUUCCCCGGGGUGUAAUAAUGUUAACAGAGACCAGUCUGUCCAUAUGGGGAUGGGGAAGCCUUGGCAUUGUCCUUUCUCUAAUAACGUUUGGACCCUUUGUAAUAUUUUAUUUGGCAUUUUAUAUCCUCUGCUUUGUGGGUGGGGGUUUUGUGGUUACUCUCCUCUUUGGAAAAACAAACUCAGAGAAGUACCUAGAGCAGUGUGAACACUCAUUUCUUCCUCCAACAUCAACUGGGAUUCCUAAGUGCUUAGAAGAAAUGAAACGGGAAGCCAGGACUAUAAAGAUCGAUAGAAGAUUGACAGGUGCCAAUAUAAUUGAUGAACCUCUCCAGCAAGUUAUCCAGUUUUCCUUGAGGGAUUAUGUCCAGUAUUGGUAUUAUACACUAAGUGAUGAUGAAUCUUUUCUUCUUGAAAUUAGGCAGGCUCUUCAGAAUGCACUCGUUCAGUUUGCUACUAGGUCAAAAGAAAUAGACUGGCAACCUUACUUUACUACACGCAUUGUAGAUGAUUUUGGCACACACCUACGAGUAUUCAGAAAGGCUCAACAGAAGAUAACAGAGAAAGAUGAUCAAGUAAAAGGUACAGCAGAAGAUCUUGUAGAUACCUUCUUUGAAGUUGAAGUUGAAAUGGAGAAGGACGUUUGCCGUGACCUAGUGUGCACAUCUCCCAAAGAUGAAGAAGGAUUCCUAAGGGAUUUGUGUGAGGUCUUAUUAUAUUUAUUGCUACCUCCUGGAGAUUUCCAGAACAAGAUCAUGCGAUACUUUGUCAGGGAAAUCCUUGCGCGAGGAAUUCUUCUUCCAUUAAUAAAUCAACUCAGUGAUCCUGAUUAUAUUAAUCAAUAUGUCAUAUGGAUGAUCCGUGAUUCUAACUGCAACUAUGAGGCCUUUAUGAACAUUAUUAAAUUGAGUGACAAUAUUGGAGAGCUAGAAGCAGUCCGAGAUAAAGCAGCAGAAGAAUUACAAUAUCUUCGAUCUCUAGAUACAGCUGGUGAUGAUAUCAACACCAUCAAAAAUCAAAUAAAUAGCUUAUUAUUUGUAAAGAAAGUAUGUGACUCAAGAAUACAACGGUUGCAGUCAGGCAAGGAAAUAAAUACUGUGAAACUGGCAGCAAACUUCGGGAAACUUUGCACAGUCCCCCUGGACAGCAUUCUUGUAGACAAUGUUGCACUACAAUUUUUUAUGGAUUACAUGCAACAAACUGGAGGUCAGGCACAUCUCUUCUUCUGGAUGACAGUGGAAGGAUACCGGGUUACAGCCCAGCAACAGCUAGAAGUUUUAUCAAGUCGUCAGAAAGAUGGAAAACAUCAAACCAACCAAACCAAAGGUCUUUUAAGAGCAGCUGCUGUUGGAAUUUAUGAACAGUAUCUAUCAGAAAAGGCAUCUCCAAGAGUUACUGUUGAUGAUUAUUUGGUAGCAAAAUUAGCAGAUACUUUGAAUCAUGAAGAUCCAACUCCUGAAAUCUUUGAUGACAUUCAAAGGAAGGUAUAUGAAUUGAUGCUACGAGAUGAAAGAUUUUAUCCUUCCUUCAGACAGAAUGCACUUUAUGUGCGCAUGUUAGCUGAGCUGGAUAUGUUAAAAGAUCCUAGUUUCAGAGGAUCAGAUGAUGGUGAUGGAGAAUCUUUUAAUGGGUCUCCUACAGGAAGCAUAAAUUUGUCUUUAGAUGACCUUUCAAAUGUAUCUUCUGAUGACUCAGUACAACUUCAUGCUUACAUUUCAGACACUGUAUAUGCUGACUAUGACCCAUAUGCUGUGGCAGGCGUUUGUAAUGAUCAUGGCAAGACGUACGCAUUAUAUGCCAUCACUGUGCACCGGCGCAGUCUAAACAGUGAGGAGAUGUGGAAAACCUACCGUCGUUAUAGUGACUUCCACGACUUCCACAUGAGGAUCACCGAACAGUUUGAAAAUCUGUCAAGCAUAUUAAAGCUUCCCGGUAAAAAGACUUUUAAUAAUAUGGAUAGAGAUUUUUUAGAAAAGAGAAAGAAGGAUCUAAAUGCAUAUUUGCAGUUACUGUUAACUCCUGAAAUGAUGAAAGCAUCCCCAGCUUUGGCUCACUAUGUGUAUGAUUUCCUUGAGAACAAAGCCUACAGUAAAGGGAAAGGGGAUUUUGCUCGCAAGAUGGACACUUUUGUAAAUCCGCUUCGAAAUUCUAUGAGGAAUGUUUCAAAUGCAGUUAAAUCCCUUCCUGAUAGCUUGGCAGAGGGAAUGACUAAAAUGUCAGACAACAUGGGCAAAAUGUCAGAAAGAUUAGGUCAAGACAUAAGGCAAUCAUUUUUCAAGGUUCCUCCUUUAAUUCCGAAGACUGAUUCAGAUCCUGAACACUGUCGAGUUUCAGCUCAACUUGAUGAUACUGUGGAUGACAAUAUUCCACUUAGGGUAAUGCUGCUUCUCAUGGAUGAAGUAUUCGACUUAAAAGAGAGAAAUCAGUGGUUGCGAAGGAAUAUCAAAAACCUACUUCAGCAGCUUAUUAGAGCCACAUAUGGUGAUACUAUUAAUAGAAAAAUAGUUGACCAUGUUGACUGGAUGACCUCACCUGAGCAAGUAGCCGACUUAGUGAAACGUUUCAGAGAUGCCUUUUGGCCAAAUGGCAUUUUAGCAGAGACUGUUCCAUGCAGAGAUAAAGCUAUUCGAAUGAGAACAAGAGUUGCAGGAAAAACUAAAUUACUUUCAAUUAUGCCAGAUGAACUGAAGCACAUUAUUGGGGCUGAGACAACACGGAAAGGUAUUCUUCGUGUUUUUGAAAUGUUUCAGCACAACCAGUUAAAUAGGAGGAUGGUUUAUGUCUUUUUGGAAGGCUUUUUGGAAACCUUAUUUCCACAGUAUAAAUUCCGUGAACUUUUCAACAGACUGCAUUCACGGUCAAAGCAGAUGCAGAAAUAUAAACAGAAACUUCAAACUACUCAAGCGCCUUCUUUACAGAAAAGGUGACACUCCAAUCUGUGAAGCUGGUGUUCGUUUUGUCCAGGACUGAUGGUAUGGACGGAUCUUCUGGGGCUUAACUCAUAUACUGUUGUGUCUGCACCAGUCUUUUAGUGUCUCAAAAUAGAUUAUUAAUACAUCCACAAGACUGUGGUUCUUCUCAUCCUUGUCUAUUAUCCAGCCACUACCAAGAGAGAUUUCUGUGUCUUAAAUGAUUUGGUGCAUAUUUUUGCAACACUGAGAGGAUACUGCCCCCAUCUCAAGCAAGAAUGACGUUGGUCUCUUCCGUUUCAAACUAAUCAGCAUUCUCCAGCAAUGACAAAGUGCCAGAGUGUAUAUAUGAGAGCUAAGGAAAGCACAAAACAAGAGUUCACAGAUAAAUUGGCUGAUUUGUUUAACAGUGGGAAACUGUGCAAUGUACUAUAUGGAGGGAUUUGUUUUGCAUAAUGAUUUUAUAGGCCUUUUUCAGAAUUUUGAUAUAGUGUAGAUAGCCAGGUGAGUGAUCUUUGGAACAUCUGUUUCAGGUCUAGGGAAAGUGACAGAAUGCCCUUAAAGUAUGAAGUAACAUUAUAUCCAAAUUACAGUUUUGUGACAUAAGGUAAAAACCUAGUAUAAAAUAGAACCAGUCAAAACAAAAAUUUCAUUGGAUUUGUUAUUCAUUGGUAGAAAACAGAUUUUAAUUGAUUCUUAUGUGUCUUAAGGGCUCUAUUUUGCUCUUAUGGUACUCAGUCAUAAGCUUUAUUUUGGCAUUCUGUGUGUAAAAAGAAGCAUAUGAUGGCUCUUAUUUAAGUUUCGAAAUUAUUACAGUUUUCUUUAUCUUUAAGAGAUUACUGAUUAUAUAAUAGGGGCUAUAAUUUGUUGAAAGAA